AUGAAACAUGACUGAAACUAUAUAAACCCCCUGUACCAGCUGGGCUGGAUUAUUCUGCAUUCAACAGAGCUCUGCUGCACUUCAUUGUCCAAGCACUAUUUAUCUUGCAAAGAUGUCUAACAAGAAGGAUCAUCAGUAUGUUGAAAGGCUCGGCCAACAAUACAAAAAUGCUCCAAGAGAGGCACAACGGGAAGUUGCCAGAGGAAUUGGCAUAGGUACAGUCGGGGUCGGAAAAGAUACCACAGCCGCCAAUGCUCAGGCUUAUAAGGGUAACAUCAGCUCAGACUCGGGGGUCUCCAAAUUUCAAUCUGCCGGAAUGGGGCCUAAGUAGUUUAGAUAUUCUGUAAUCCCUUAUCUACAAUUAAGUUUUUAUUGUAAAACCUUAUAUACUUAUUUCCAUCACUCCUAAAUGUUUAUGUAGCUUCAGAAUUUUUUGUUUUAAAUAUGUUAAUGUAAACCUUAUAAUAAAGUUUUUUCUUUAAACUUUUUUAUCUCUUCCCCUGUUGAUAUG
Messenger RNA from Nezara viridula (southern green stink bug), 511 nucleotides. Lineage: Eukaryota; Metazoa; Arthropoda; Insecta; Hemiptera; Pentatomidae. The record is from the annotation of a GenBank genome assembly.